AUGCAACGUUACAUCUCCCACUUCGACGGCAUCGACGGCCUCAAAAAAGAAGAUGUGCCAGUCCCAUCACCCAGACAAGGCGAAGUCCUCGUCCAGGUCCGUACUAUAUCGCUGAACUACCGCGAUUUGGAAGUGAUCAACGGCAAAUACGACCACCACCGCGCAAUCAGGCAAGUGCCAAACAUAGUCCCCUGUUCAGACAUGUGCGGCGUGGUCCAAAGAGUCGGCAAGAACGUCACCAAAUGGGCCGUCGGUGAUCGAGUGGUUUCCUUAUACGUCCCGGACCCCAAGACAGGACAACUGACUGAGAGAGCGCUCGCUACCAGCUUGGGCCUCCCUCAGCAUGGUGUGCUGGGAACGCAUCGUGUUUUCGCGGAGGAUGCGUUGGUCAAGGCACCCGAGCACAUGAGUGAUGAGGAGGCAUGCACGCUGCCAAUCACGAGUGUUACGGCGUGGAUGGCGAUCAAUGGCACGCGGCCGUUGGGCGAGAAUGGGGGCCGGGGGGAUAUUGCUGGUUUGCAGAUUGCGAAGGCAUCUGGUGCGAAGGUUAUAAUUACUUCGUCGUGUGAUAAGAAACGAGCCAUGGCAAAAGACCUCGGAGCAGACUUUGGUAUUAACUAUCGUCGGAUACCGGAAUGGGCUAACAAAGUGAUGGAAGUCACUGACGGACAUGGCGCGGAUAUUAUUCUUGAAACGGGUGGGUCGCAGACGUUAAGUCAGAGCUUCGCGUGCGCUGCGUAUGGUGGCCUGAUCAACUGCAUUGGGUAUACUUCUGGCAAGACUCAAGCUUCUGGAGAGCAAAAGAACGUCAAUCUGCUCACUAUACGUUGUAACCUGACAUUGAAGGGAUUUAUUAACGGACCGACGGAUCGCUUCGAGGAGCUGAUCAAUUUUGGGAAGAAACAUGAGAUACAUCCGGUCAUCUGCAAGGUCUUUUCUUUCAACCAGGCGAGGGAUGCUUUCAGAUAUCUGGAAAGUGGCUCGCACUUUGGAAAGAUUGUUAUCCGGGCUUAGCUGGUCCGGAUAUUGUUUGAUUAUGCGACGAUAAAUAGCUAAGAAUAACUCAAUAUGCCCGGGGAUCAU
Messenger RNA from Aspergillus eucalypticola CBS 122712, 1083 nucleotides. Its product is annotated as zinc-dependent alcohol dehydrogenase family protein. The record is from RefSeq and is a predicted model, not a curated record. Lineage: Eukaryota; Fungi; Ascomycota; Eurotiomycetes; Eurotiales; Aspergillaceae. Bases 1 to 1014 code for a protein of 337 amino acids. Gene Ontology annotation, molecular function: oxidoreductase activity. The transcript has 4 exons.